GCGCCAUUAAAGAGACUCAAAACCAGAAAACCUGCUUCCAGUUUCUGGUCGAAUGAAAGAAGUGUCUGCGCUGAGGUUUCAAAGGAAGAUAUUUGCUGACAAAAUUGAUUACCAACAGAGGAGUCCGUUUUAUUUAGGUAUUCGUUCAUUUAAAAAAGAGAACAUGAAUGUAAUUCCUCUCGUCCUGCUUCUCUUUGGUUUGAGCUCAACGCUGGCACAGAAUACAAUAUCUCCAAAUACUACAACACAGACUACACAAUCUACAACUACGAGCAAAGCACCGACUACAACACCACAUCCAAGUUGCGAGAGCAAGACUGGUACAAACUGUGAUGAAUGCUUGGCUUAUGUGGAUUGUCUGUGGUGCAUUUCAACUAAAACAUGUGUAACAUACCCAGCCAAAAACAUCCUGCCCCCCAGUUCCCUCUGCCCACUGAAUGAUGCUAGAUGGGGCCUUUGCACAAUAAACUUCCAGAUUUUGAUCAUUACGUUGUCAGUGGCUGCAGCGGUGCUCAUCAUUGGUUUUUUGCUGUGUAUUUUCUGCUGCUGCAAGUGUGAGAACAUUGGAUCUGGUCGAUUUCAAAACAGGAUGAACCGGCAAACAGACAAGACAAAAACAAAACAAGAGCAGAGAAAAGCUGAGUUGAAGAUUAGACAUGAUGAGAUCCGACAGAAAUAUGGUCUCAGCAGAGCAAGUCCGUAUGCCAGAUUUGACAAUCCAAGCUAAAAUGUUGGGCGUUUUAAAGAUGAAUACUUUGACUAUCUGCUGCCUAUUUAAAAAUGAUUACAAAAGAUGAAAUAAUAUGAUUCCACUGUGCUCAAAAUUAUGAUUUUCAGCUUAACUUAAUGUACUUUCUGCUAAUUUAUUUUAUUUACUACAAUUUUCCACAAAGUAUUCAAUCAGUGUAACUCCCCAACAAUUAUAAUAUAAAAAGUUACUUUUUAUACACAUAUAAUCAAAGUUUAGGUUUUCACUGAAACAAACAAAAAUGUAUUUGUAAAAGUAUCUAACACUCUCAUCUGAAUCCAAAUGAGCAUCUGCAAGGUUUGGAAAUUGCUUAUUAGUCCAUGAGCCUUAUAGAUAUCAAAAGAUAAUGCAGUAGAUAUAAUAAGAUAUCUGAUAAAUACCUGCCCAUGUAAUAUACUCAUUUGUUGUAUAAGAUCAUUAAUAAAAAUAAUUGAAAGUUA
Molecule: messenger RNA, 1188 nt
Organism: Carassius gibelio (silver crucian carp)
Lineage: Eukaryota; Metazoa; Chordata; Actinopteri; Cypriniformes; Cyprinidae
Product: pituitary tumor-transforming gene 1 protein-interacting protein-like
Exons: 7
Coding region: 53-727 (224 amino acids)
Biological process (GO): protein import into nucleus
Cellular component (GO): cytoplasm; nucleus
Source: RefSeq, a predicted model, not a curated record